Cannabis sativa is the source of this 1880-nucleotide messenger RNA. Its product is annotated as glutamate decarboxylase 4. Gene Ontology annotation, biological process: L-glutamate catabolic process. The transcript is spliced from 7 exons. NCBI's taxonomy places the organism in Eukaryota, Viridiplantae, Streptophyta, Magnoliopsida, Rosales, Cannabaceae. The record is from RefSeq and is a predicted model, not a curated record. Bases 124 to 1614 code for a protein of 496 amino acids. Gene Ontology annotation, molecular function: pyridoxal phosphate binding; glutamate decarboxylase activity. Gene Ontology annotation, cellular component: cytosol.
CCUCUUCAAAAACCCACACAAUCACACAACAAAUCCAAACCAUUCUCUAUUAUUCCAAUUAUUUUUUCUCUGUCCCCAAUUUCAUACACCAAUUAUUAAUUAAGAGGCAUUAAUUAAUUCAGUAUGGUUUUGUCCAAAGUUUUUUCUGAGUCCAAUGACUCCAUUCACUCCACCUUUGCAUCUCGCUACGUCCGAGACUCUGCUGCUAAGUAUGAGAUACCUGAGAAUUCGACACCAAAGGAAGUGGCGUAUCAGAUGAUAAACGAUGAGUUAAUGCUUGAUGGAAAGCCAAGGCUGAAUUUGGCUUCCUUUGUCACCACUUGGAUGGAGCCUGAGUGUGAUAAGCUUGUUAUGGACUCAAUGAACAAGAACUACGUCGACAUGGAUGAGUACCCUGUUACCACUGAACUCCAGAACCGAUGCGUGAACAUGAUAGCACACCUGUUCCACGCUCCACUGGAUGAAACAGAGGCUGCAGUGGGAGUUGGAACAGUGGGAUCGUCUGAGGCGAUAAUGCUUGCGGGUCUUGCCUUUAAGAGAAAAUGGCAAAACAAGCGCAAAGCUGAGGGUAAACCUUAUGAUAACCCCAACAUUGUCACUGGUGCCAAUGUCCAGGUAUGUUGGGAGAAGUUUGCAAGGUACUUUGAAGUGGAAUUGAAGGAAGUAAAGGUGAAAGAAGGGUAUUACGUAAUGGACCCAGUCAAAGCUGUGGAAAUGGUGGAUGAAAACACUAUCUGUGUUGCUGCUAUUUUGGGUUCAACCUAUAAUGGUGAAUUUGAAGAUGUUAAACUCUUAAAUGAUCUCUUACUUGAAAAGAACAAACAAACUGGUUGGGAGACCCCAAUUCAUGUGGAUGCAGCAAGUGGUGGGUUUAUAGCACCAUUCCUUUACCCAGAAUUGGAAUGGGAUUUCAGGCUACCAUUGGUGAAGAGUAUUAAUGUGAGUGGGCAUAAGUAUGGGCUUGUCUACGCUGGAGUUGGGUGGGUCGUUUGGAGGACCCAACAGGACUUGCCUGAAGAACUUAUUUUUCAUAUCAAUUAUCUUGGUGCUGACCAACCCACUUUCACCCUCAAUUUCUCCAAAGGUUCAAGUCAAAUUAUUGCUCAAUAUUACCAACUAAUCCGAUUGGGCUUUGAGGGUUACCGUAACAUUAUGGAAAAUUGUCACAAAAACGCUAUGGUGCUAAAACAAGGGCUAGAAAAAACAGGUCGUUUUGAAAUUCUAUCAAAAGACAUAGGAGUUCCUGUUGUGGCAUUCUCUCUCAAAGACAGGAGCCGCCACGACGAGUUCGAGGUCUCGGAGCUACUCCGUCGCUUCGGGUGGAUUGUCCCGGCCUACACGAUGCCAGCUGACGCUCGUCACGUCAGCUUGCUUCGUGUAGUGAUAAGGGAAGACUUCUCGCGCACCCUUGCUGAGCGUCUGGUGAUCGACAUCAGCAAGGUGUUGCAAGAGCUUGACAAGCUUCCUGCCAAGAAUGGCAAAAGCAGUACUAGUGAUGAUGAAGUUGAUGUGACCAAAAAGAGAGAAGAUGAGAUUAAGAGGAACAUUGCUACUCAUUGGAGGAACAUUGUCAUGGCUAAGAAGGCUGAUAAGAUAAUGCUCUCAUGCAGUUAAUUACCCUUAAUUAUAUAAGGUGUUCUUAAUUAAUAACCAUUUAAUUUUGCAUGUAGUAGUACAAUAUUAUUAUUAACUACACAUUUAUUCAAAGGGUUUUUAUUUUUGUAUUUGUGGAGAUUGAGUCUUGACAAUGCUCUUUCUCUCUUGGCAUCAAUUACAAUGUGUGUUUGUUCUCAAUGUUGUGUACCAACCAUACUAAACAUUUUUUUUUUGUUCUUGUAUAAUUAAAUUAAAAAUUAAUAAAUUUGUCUUGUUAUUUGAUC